This is a messenger RNA of Gaeumannomyces tritici R3-111a-1, 4722 nucleotides long. RefSeq names its product protoplast regeneration and killer toxin resistance. The coding region runs from base 2239 to 4722 and encodes 827 amino acids. NCBI's taxonomy places the organism in Eukaryota, Fungi, Ascomycota, Sordariomycetes, Magnaporthales, Magnaporthaceae. The record is from RefSeq and is a predicted model, not a curated record. The transcript is spliced from 4 exons. Gene Ontology annotation, molecular function: protein binding.
GAGUGUCCACCUGCAGAACCAAACUCUCUUCUGGGUCUGCGCACAAUACACAGCAGAAGGUCGAGGCAGUCUGACGUAGUCGCGCGCGGGAGCUGGCACCAGGCCGGGCGCUUCUGUGGCUCCCUUCCCGCGUCAUCUCGGUGCUCCCUCGACGCCAUGCGGCCAAACGAUGUGGACCGAGACACGAAGGGAUACAACCACCGUCGUGUUCGAUUCGCUGUGGGAGGAGGGGAUUUGGCCCCACGAAGCCGGAAAUAUCACUGUGACCGAAAUGCCUAGUGUCCCGGCACCUGGGCACCUGGGCUGAGAGAUGGGUGGGACUGUAGGCAUGCACAGGGGCUGGGGCAGAGUUCGGAUCGGACAUUGAGCGGGACUUGUCCCAGCCAUUCGAGUUCAGCGAUCCGAGGGCGCGGUAGCAGAGGUUGAGAGGUAGCUGGCGAUGGCGAUCAGGUGUUUCUAGGUACCUAGGUAGAUAGGUAGGUUGGUGGAGGUAAGAGUCUUUAGCAAUACUGCUUUAACAAUACUGCCGAGCAUGGGAUCCGCAUCUACAGGGACACAAGCCAGGCCAGGAUCCGCAGUACUGUGUAUAACGGUUGGACAGGAAUAACAUACCCGUCUCGUAUGUGCAUCCGAACCACGAGACGAAUUCUGGCAUGCCACGGUGGAACGCAGGACAAAAAGCUUCAGGUUUCUUCCAUUGGCCGACCACCCGACGUUCAUGGCGUGUUGGUGCACGACGACGAAUCGAGUUUAACCACUACCACAGGCCUCCUAGCGCAUCUGCCAACCGCCUGCGGUGCGCGCGAAAUGCGACCCUGAUCGGCCACCGAAUAGCCCAAAGGUCGGUGGGAAGCCAGCGGGUGGCGUCGUCCGGGCUUCCGUUUGGAGACGAAGAAGCAAAGGCACGGCCUUAACCCGGGGUCUGGAUUUCAUGCUUGAUCGAUCCGGGUAAGGCAGCCGACAGCAAGCAGCAACAUCUGAGCUGAUGUGAUGGCUGCAUCAAGCCUGAGAUUCUUUGGCCUGCCCAUCUGCGUCUAGCCGGGCUGUCAAUGGGCAUGACGACGACGAUUUGAUGUCGCCCGUGAGCGGAUCUAAACGUGCCUGGUGGCAGCUAUAGCUUGCCUCUAGGUCUAAAUCGGGCUGCUGGAGUGAUAUUGGCAAGCAGUAUUGCGCAAAUAUUGGUUGGGAACGGGGAGUGGAAUUCCUGUUCUAACUGGUGGGUGUCACUAGUGUGUGUGUGUGUGUGUGUCUGCCCCUGCGCUGCCACUUCGUAUCCUCCAGGGCAGUCUGCUCGCCGAGCCUCGGGCCAGGAUGUCGCAUAACGCCAGGUCAGGUAAGUGACGGAGGAAGUGAUAGGCAGAAGGGAUGCUGAGGAAGGCACGCGGACAAGACGUCGCAGCGGCAAUUCGCAAUUCGCAAUUCAAGGACCGACAAUCCUUCUCCGGUUUUCUGUCUCUCGCUCUGGCUUCGCACUGAUGGUGGAAUUCUCCGCAGCCGACAAAAACUCAUUCGCUUGAUCAACCGCCGUUCGCUUGAAUAUUUUUGCUUUUGUUUUUUUCUACUCCCGCCUGCCGCCUCAAGCCACUACGGCCGACAAUAUUUUUUUCUUGGUCUCGUCUCUGGGAUUUCUUUUACUCACCACCCCUCCCCACCUUCCCUGGCGUGAAACCCAGCUCGGCGUUAGGCCCCUGCAGUCGCUUCUCACCAGAGCUUUGGCUGGGACCGCCGCCUUGCGCAAACGUUCUGUCCGCAAACUGCCCGCCCGUCCAACGCAAGUCACAAUCCUGGCAGCCAGCGCGAACAGAUGCAGAUGACGGCAGCUGUGCAGCCCCUGUUGUAGCAAGCGCAUCGUUUUUUUCAGCUCGUGCUCCAUCUCGACAUCGUCCAACCCACGCCCCGCCGUGGACACAGCAGUCGACGCACAAGGACGAAAAAACCACUAGGCAACCGGGUUGGUUCUGCGUCCUGCGGCCAGUCAGUUGUGCCCUGACUUGGGCAGCCGGCUGGACAGGCGCAGGGUCCCAGGGCGCUGCAUCAAGGCCCUCAACGUCCCUCGCAGGCCCCAGCUUGCUGGCAGACUCCACCCAACGCGCGCUAGGCUGGGACCGGGUGGCUUUUCUUGACAGAGCUGGAGCUGGCAAAGCAUCGCCCGACCAGGGACGCGCACAGCAACCCACACAGCUGAGUGGUAAUUGAGCGCGGUCGCCGCUGAACGAGCCAACGAGACGCACGCACGCCAUGGCGGCUGUUACAAGAUCUCCUCCGCCCUCGGCCUCUUCCACGUCUAGCCCGACUCGCAGGAAACCGCUGCCUCUGCACGACCUGCCUCAGAUCCCCCAGCAGCGAUUUGACUGGGAUGACGCUGCUGUCAAGCCGCUGCCCACCGUCCCGUUGUCCGUCGACUCGCCUCGCCUGCGACACCCUCCCCGGUCGCCCGUCCUGGUGAAUAUCAAGCCCGACAACUGGGCCCAGUCCUCCAACGCGAGUAUUGAGCACCACGGCGACGACGCCCUACCGCCACUCCCUAGGCGCCUCGACCGUGACCUUCCCAAAACCCCGGAUGCUCCCACCCCGCCGCCCCAUACGCCAGCCCUGGAGAAGCAGCAGAAGCACCAGCAAGCACAACAGCACCAACACCAAGACGCCCACAACCUGCAGCAUCAGCGCAUCAUGGCGGAUCAACAAUCCCUGCGGUCGGUUCCUGGGUCCGAACCCCAGGCCACACCAGUGACGACAUCAUCCGUGACCGCCGCAAACUCUGACGCGCUGGUCAGCCCAAGCGACAGCGUCAGCAGCUCGUCGAGAUUUGCACAGGCCGAUGGCCGCCCGCCAUCGUCAAAAAUGCAAAAAGGCAAGGCCCUAGAAGAUCGGGGCGACCUGAGUCCUCGCGAUGAGAACCGAGACAGCCGCGAAACCGUAUCGACGGCGAGCACUACACAGACGCAACAGCAGCAUUCGACCACAUCCUCGUCCGCCGUCACCACCGCCAGCUCCACCUCGGGCGCUGUCGUCGACACCCCAGACACCCAGGACCUCUCGGCCGAUCCCUCACCCGAGGGCUCCGUGAUCGAGCCACCCGUCCGGCCAGAGUCGGUCCCCCAGUUGCAGUACCACCACCAGCAGUUCCUGCCACGCCCUCCAACCAUCCCCGCGGCAGCCCAGGAGCCCGACCAUAGGGGUGCCUCGACCCCAGAUCUGCUCGAGAACGCCGGCAGCUCGAUAAAUCGUCACCUGACCCCUAACCAAUUCAUGCGUCGCAGCUCGAUGCCCCGGCCGCAGUCGGCGUACUCUGCCUAUUCCGAUCGUGGGCGGUCUCCCAUGACGGGCAACGGCCAGAUGAGGGCGCCGUCGGCACAGUCGCGCAGAUCACCCGAGGUGCGCAACUCGUCGUACUCGGAUAUGCUCAACGUGCCGUACCCGCAGCCUGCGCCGGCGCCCAUCCCGCUCGACAACUCGCAGCUCCGCACUGCCGUCGGCACCAACGCCUCGCUCCUCAGCACCCAGAAGACGCUCGAGAUGUACAGGCAAAACGUCAAGAAGACGAACGACCUGUCGAUCCAGUACUCGUUCGCCGUCUUCCUCAUCUCGACGGCGCAGGAGUUGGGCUUUGACCCGGCCGAGGACCCCGCGUCGACGCCAGCGGGCAAGAGGAAAGGGAGCCCCAAGGUUAGGCAGGACAGCAGUGCUGGUGCCGGUGCCGGUGCCGGUGCCGCGUCGUACCUCGACCUCCCGGUGGCAACGCCGCACGAGCUCGUACGAGAGGCCAAGAACAUUCUGCAGAAGCUGGCCAGUUCGGGGUACCCGUUUGCGCAGUACUACCUGGCCGACGGAUACGCAUCGGGCCUGUUCAGCAAGGGCAAGGAGGACUACAACGCCGCGUUCCCGCUCUUUGUGCUGGCGGCCAAGCACGGCCACGCCGAGUCUGGGUACCGGACCGGGCUCUGCUACGAGUUCGGUUGGGGCUGCCGCAAGGACCCGGCAAAGGCGGUGCAGUUUCUGCGCACCGCGGCUUCCAAGCGCCACCCGGGAGCCAUGAACCGCCUGGGCAAGGCGUGCCUGUCUGGCGACCUGGGCGAGCGGCGGUACCGCGAGGGCAUCAAGUGGCUCAAGCUGGCUACCGAGGCGGCCGACGCCAUCUACAACGCGGCGCCCUACCAUCUGGGUUGCCUGUACGAGACGGGCUACGGCGACGACAUCUUCCUGGACGAGAGCUACGCCGCAGAGCUGUUCACGCAGGCGGCCGACUUGGGCCAUCCCGAGGCUAGCUUCCGAAUGGGCGACGCGUAUGAGCACGGCCGCCUCAACUGCCCGCGCGACCCGGCCCUGAGCGUGCACUUUUACACAGGCGCCGCCGAGCGGGGGCACGCCGGCGCCAUGAUGGGUCUUUGUGCCUGGUACAUGGUUGGAGCCGAGCCGAUUUUGGACAAGGACGAGGAGGAGGCCUAUGAGUGGGCACAUCGCGCGGCUGAUCUUGGCAAUGUCAAGGCGCAAUAUGCAGUUGGAUACUUCACCGAGAUGGGCAUUGGAUGCAGGCGUGACAUCCUGGAGGCCAACGUCUGGUACGUCAAGGCGGCCGACGCUGGGGACGAACGUGCGAAGCAGAGGCUUGCCGCCAUCCGUGCGGCAGUCAGCGGCGGGACUCCGAUGGAAGUCGCACCACCACGCAACGGCAAGAUUAAGAAGGCCAGCGGCGAAAAAGACGAAACCUGCGUCGUCAUGUGA